UUGGGACUCUGGGAGUCAGCCUCGUCGGUCGGGGACAAAUCGGCGCAUCCAUCAAAGACCGCAGUGCUUGGACUUUGACCUCGUCAGUCGAUCGAUGCAACUCCACGGUCGAUUGAGGCAGCUUGCUUGGGCGACGACGGGGCGCAUCCGGGGCGAGACGGCUCAGGGAGACCGAGACAUAAUGGGCCACACUGAUGGAGUAUUAAACUGAGUACUUUGCCCCAACAUCAGGUCUGUUUUCUGUUCCAACAAGCUCAUCAUUCCUGAACAUCUCUCAACCUUCCUCCACACCCGACGACUCCAUACAGCAAGACUUACCAACCAGCACAACAAUGGCCAAGUUCUUCAUCGCGUCUGUCCUCGGGCUUGCUUCCCUCCAGGGGGCUAUGGCGGCUCCCGCUGCGGAGGUGUUCCCGGAAGUGAUUCCCGGGCCCGGUCUUCCGUCGCUUGCCGACCUCGGCCUCACGUCUGCCCAGCUCUACAAGAUGCCCACCCCCAAACAGCUGGCUGCUAGACUCGACCCGCUCAACAAGCGGUUUGAUGCCAAGUGCGGGCCCGCCGAGAAUGCGUACACCAACGUGAACGAUAUUAUUGCCUGCUACCACUACCUCAACAACUUGGGCACGACCAUGUGCGUGGGCUCUAGCGCAAACAAUGUCUUCUGCACCGCAGGAUUGGCUCACGUCACCGGCUCGACCCCCUUCGGUCCUACGCAGUCCUACUGCCGGGAUGUGGCGGCUGGUGUCUUGUGGGCUAUCGACAGCUGCACCCGUCCGGACCAGAGCUGCGCUGGUUCUGCGUCGGCUUACGGCAAUGGAAACCUCAUCAUUACCUCCUCCCACCGCAUCAACUGGUAAAGGCAUCGGGCCUGGCUGCUGCGAGGACAAGAUUGAGGUGGAUGUUGAUGAUCGAAGCAAGUGCAAAAUAUGUUUCUGUGGAUUUCUAUCCGUUAGGAAUAAUACAAACGAAAGCCUAACAGUCGA
Chaetomium fimeti is the source of this 983-nucleotide messenger RNA. RefSeq lists its product as uncharacterized. The record is from RefSeq and is a predicted model, not a curated record. The transcript is spliced from 4 exons. Lineage: Eukaryota; Fungi; Ascomycota; Sordariomycetes; Sordariales; Chaetomiaceae. Bases 333 to 857 code for a protein of 174 amino acids.